UGAAUAUCAGAUGGAGAUCUGCCUUAGGCUGUACAUGCACGCGCGGGCGGCAGUAUCGGUUAUUAAAUAAAUCCUCAUGGCUUAGCGAACAUCGUACUUAAGUACUAGUGCUCGUAGGUGUAUCGCUCAGAGGUUCCAUUCACGACUUGCGGGCAGAUCACCACAAGGCGCAUACUGAAUGCCGAUUUAUCCUGAUAUGUCUUCCUUAUCGGUCUCAGACCUGACAAAGUUGCAGACAGUCAAGUACGCCAAUUUGGGCAGUAUUGCAAUCCUCGUAUUUGAUUUUUGCAUUACUUUUCCCGAAGAGGUGCGAUGGACCUGGUUCAGACCAUGGGAUGUAACUCGUGUCAUAUUUGUCAUUUCUCGAUAUUUGCCUUUCGCGGGUGUUGGAUUGACUGCAUAUGGCGAGCGAUUCACUCUGAUUUUCUUCAUCUUAUGUAUUGCUGAUGGGAAUAUAUUAGAUGCACUGCGUGUCGGCCAUAAGUGUACCUCUUCUCCGCAAGGAAAAAUCAUUCACAUCAUAAGUAUCGUUGCUGCGGAAUCCCUGCUGAUUAUUCGGACUUGGGCAUUCUGGCAGAGGAGCAAAAGACUGCUGAUCGGGUUAUUGGUUUAUAGUGCGUUGAUAAUUGCCGCCGCCCUUACUGUGGACCUCAGCCAUACGAUGCUGCUUCCAGGAGAGGAGCCUCCCCUAGGAACUUGUUAUUUCGAGGACACGCGCAAUGAAGCGGUCGUAUACAUAUUCUUGGCCAUGUUCGAAAGCGUGAUACUAAUCCUUACUGUGUAUAAGAGGGUCCACGAUUAUAAGAACUCUCAGAGCAGAAUUGUGGUAACCCUGUACCACGAUGGCAUGUUUUACAUGUUGUGCAUCCUCGGCAUCACACUCGCCAAUGUCAUCAUCGGAGCUGCACUUCCGAGUGCCUAUAGCGAUAUGCUUGAUGCGUUACAGCUGGUCAGUCACAGCGUCCUGGCAUCACGAAUUCUAUUCCGCAUCCGGGAUAGCAACGGACGUAUCCACGAACCGUCCAUGUCGGUAACGACCAUGGAAUUGGACUGUUUACGACCUCCGACGAUGUCGAUGAGUUGGACGGGUACUGCUACUCAAGUUUGAAGGAAUGUAGGUGUAUUCGGGAUCAUCACCCUCUGUUAAAAUGAGAAGCUUCUUAACAAGCUGCCUCUGUACCUCCCGAUGACUGUAUCGACUGGACUUUAGCUUGUUCCUAGGGGAAACAUGCAGCUGUCAUUAGCACCGUGCAUAUU
Suillus discolor is the source of this 1257-nucleotide messenger RNA. RefSeq lists its product as uncharacterized. The record is from RefSeq and is a predicted model, not a curated record. The transcript is spliced from 14 exons. NCBI's taxonomy places the organism in Eukaryota, Fungi, Basidiomycota, Agaricomycetes, Boletales, Suillaceae. Bases 179 to 1108 code for a protein of 309 amino acids.